AUGGAGUACACGCCGUCCUGUAGUCUCUCCGGGUUUUCUUGUCCCUCUCCUCUGGUCACUUUUGUGUCGCCUCCGUCCAGACCGGGUUCUCUGGCCGCGUCAAGACCCAACUCCUAUUAUGCACCAUCCUACCGCGGCACUGCGUCGAGACCAGGCAGCCCGGGGCUGUCCAGCCCCUACACAUCUCGCCCUGGUACUUCGAGGGGACCUUCUCGUCGGGCUUCACUGUCGAGACCUAGCAUCAAGCGGGACGAAAAGGGGUUCCCGCUCCUGGGCCGCAUUGUAGGAGGAAAGUUUGUGGAUCUACAAAACGAGUCUAUAGAUCCCAACUGUGGUCCAAUCACAACAGUCGACAUCGAUAUGCCGCUGACCCUGACCGAGGCCGUCACUCACAACGACAAGGAAUACCUCGUGCUCAACUUCGCGACCGGGGACAAGGAGAACCCCUACGAGUGGAGCAAGUGGAAGAAGACGAUGGUGUCGACGAUGCUCAACCUCAUGACGCUCUUCAUCGGCCUCGCGACGACGGCGUACAGCUCCGGCAUCUCGAGCAUGGUGGAGGACCUGCACGCGACCUCGGAGCAGGGCCAGCUCGGCCUCUUCACCUUCAACAUCGCCUGCGCCAUCGCGCCCAUGGUCCUGGCCCCCUUCUGCGAGCUGGUCGGGCGCAAGGUCAUCUACGCAGGGGCCUUUUUUUGCUUCAGUAUCCUGUUCAUCGGCCUCGCGCUGGCCCGCGACAUCGGCACCGUGAUCGGCCUGCGGCUGCUCUUGGGCCUCUUUGGCUGCGUGGGCACGAUCCUGGUGGGCGGCACCUUUGACGACAUGUACGUGCCCCACGAGCGGUCCCGCCCCAUGGCCAUGUUCUCGUGGGUCGCCAUCUUCGGCACCGUCGCCGCGCCCAUCUACGCCGGCUUCAUCGACCAGUCCAUCGGCUGGCGGUGGAUCGAGGGCAUCCAGGGCCUGGCCAACGUGCCGCUCCUGGUCUGCAUCUUUGUGUUCUUCCCCGAGACGCGCGGCGGCGUCGCCCUGCACAGGCGGGCGGCGGCGCUGCGCAAGGCGACAGGGGACGAGCGCUUCGUGGCCGAGGGCGACAUCUACACGCCCGACAUCAAGAGCAUGCUCCGCGCCUCGUCCGUCAAGGCCAUCCACAUGCUCGCCACCGAGCCCGUCGUGCUGGCCUUUGGCCUGUGGAUCGCCUUUUGCUGGGGCGUGACUUUUCUGUUCCUGUCUGUCAUCUCCAUUACUUUUGCCGACAAGCGCGGCUGGUCGACGGGCAUGGCCGGCCUGCCUUAUAUCGCGCUGGCCCUGGGCACCACGCUGGCCUGGCUCGCCCACCACCUGCAGAUGCGCAAGUACGAUCGCCUUAUUGCCGAUCCCAAUGCCAAGGUCACGCCAGAGGCCCGUCUCUACGGCGCCAUGUUCGGGGCCAUCUGGCUGCCCAUCGGCCUGUUCAUCUACAGCUUCACGCAGUACGCUUUUCUCAUCUGGGUGGGGCCGUGUGUCGGCCUGGUCCUGAUCGCGUUUGGCAUCUACUUUGUGUUUGAGAGCACCUAUAGCUACACGGCCGACUGCUACGGUGAGAGCGCCAGCAGCGCCAUUGCCGGCCAGGGGUUGAUGAGGAACACUCUGGGUGCAGUGACGCCUCUGUUUGCGACGCAGUUCUUUGUGAAUGUUGGGUCCCAAUAUGCAGGUCUGAUCCUCGCGUUGUUCGGAACGGCGUUGAGUCUGAUCCCGUUUGUCUUUAUGAAGUGGGGACCAAAGUUGAGAGCGAGGAGCAAGCUUGCCAAGGUGUACGAUUAA
Messenger RNA from Cryphonectria parasitica EP155, 1800 nucleotides. RefSeq lists its product as uncharacterized. The transcript has 4 exons. Lineage: Eukaryota; Fungi; Ascomycota; Sordariomycetes; Diaporthales; Cryphonectriaceae. Gene Ontology annotation, biological process: transmembrane transport. Gene Ontology annotation, molecular function: transmembrane transporter activity. The coding region runs from base 1 to 1800 and encodes 599 amino acids. The record is from RefSeq and is a predicted model, not a curated record.